Messenger RNA from Durusdinium trenchii, 3516 nucleotides. The record is from the annotation of a GenBank genome assembly. Lineage: Eukaryota; Dinophyceae; Suessiales; Symbiodiniaceae.
AUGAUUCUAGCUCCCUCUUUGGCGCCGGUCACCGGCGCUGGCGCCAGUGCAGCACCUUCAGGCCGACAGCUGAGCGCGGCGCGUGCACCGGUGCUGCUAACUGCGAGUGCUGCGAUCGCGCACGGAGCAAGACGUGUGGCGCGCGUGGCGAGGGCGUCAACCAGCAGGAGCACCUUCUGGCGCACCGCUGCGCUGGCGGGUGCUGCCACCACCGCCGCUGGCGCCAAGGGUGCUAAGGCAGAGGUCCAGGUGGUGCAAGGCAUCCGGCGGAAGAAGCUGGGCUUCAGCGAUCUCUACGUCUCCGAGAUGGGCCUCGGCACGCAGCGUUGGGGCAGUGCAGAUUUCAAUGGACCAGAUGAAGCGCUUUGUCAUCGGAUGAUGGACCGGGCCAUUUUGGAAGGCGGGGUGAACUUGGUCGACACCGCCGAGCAAUAUCCCAUCCCCUCGGAUGCUUUGCGGCCGGAGGGGCUGACGGAAGAGAUCAUCGGCAAGUGGGUCGCCAAAGACAAGACGCGACGAGAUAAGAUCGUGGUCUCCACCAAGAUCACUGGAGGGUUGAAUGUGAAUGCUCAAAACAUCCGAGAUGAUUUGGACGCCUCUUUGAAAAGGUUGCAAUUUGACCAUGUGGACCUUUAUCUGACACACUGGUCUUUUCGCAUGUCCCAGCCGCAGCAGAAUUGGGGUCAAUCGCUCCAGUACCGCCCCACUUUGGAGAAGAUUGCGCGACGUGAAGGGCAGGCCACCUUUGAGGAGGUGGUCCAAGCCAUGGACAAGUUGGUGAAACAAGGCAAGAUCCGUGGCUGGGGCUGCUGCAAUGAGAGCCCCUAUGGCGCCACACGCCUUGUGGCCACGGCCAAAGCCAUGGGUGCCACGCCGCCCUGUGUCUUUCAGAACGACUACUCCAUCUUGAAUCGAAGAUGUGAAGAAAAUGGUCUCUUUGAGAUGUGCUCUCCCUACAACGAAGAUGUAGGCUUCAUGGCCUACAACGUUUUAGCUGGUGGAGUGCUCACCGGCAAGUACCUGGACGCUCCGGCCGCCCCCGAUGAGCCAAACCCCAUGGCCAGCUUUGCCAGGACCACCAGCCCCAGGGGUCGUAUGGACGACCUCUCGUGGGGCCCCACCUUGUACCGCUACCGCUCCGCUGCCGCGCUGGACGCCACCAAGCGCUACGCGGCGCUGGCGAAGGAACAGAAGAUCCCCUUGACGGAGCUGGCGCUGCGCUGGGCCAAGCAGCGGGGUGGGAUGACCACCGCGUUGGUAGGACACACCUCCAUGGAACAACUGGAGGAAGAUAUGCGUGCCAUGGCCAAGCCAGAUGCCUUGCCUGAGAAGUUGAUGUGGGAGAUUGACCCUUGGCUCUGUCAGAUGGAGUGGAACAACCGCUGCCUUCAAGGGAUGAAGCUUUGGUGCUUUUCUCUCCGUGCGGCCCUUGCUGAGCGCCUGAAGGCAGAGCGGCACGAACGUGCCCUUCUGAUGCUGAAGGGCGCCGCGAAGAGCCAGAACCCGAGUGCCCUCCAGAAGGCCAUUGAGGAAGCGCGUGAAGCCGAAGUCGCCGCGGGCGAAAUUCAGGCAGCUGAAGAGACCCUCACUGCACUGCUGCAAGAGGAGGAGCUGAGGAGGGCUCCGAAGCUCCUCAAGCCCACGCCGAAGCCCGCGCCGAAGCCUCGCGGCGCGGACGCGGACGACGCCGAAGCCCACGGCGACGGCGACGGCACGGGCGCGGUGAAGCGUGAAGCGCCAGAGCCGCCAAAGGCGGAGGAGUUGAGUCGAGGAAAAGCCUUGUUGAACGUCCCGGGCCUGAAGAGAAUGCAACUGCGAGUGCUCGAUAAAGUGGGUUGUGGUAUGAUUUUGCAACCUACAAAAUGGGGCAUGGUAGUUGAGGUGGUGGACCCCAAACCAGGCCAGCCGCUCCUGAAGGUCGGCGAUUGCAUCCAGGAGGUUGACAAACUCUCACUUGUGGGGCUUCCUCCGGACGAGUGCGAGGACACCUUCGGCGCCUCUUUCAGACAUGGAGUCUGGCUUUGCGCCCUUUCAGGUGCAGAGGCCGGCGUAGAUUUGAACGACUUGGAUGCAGCGGAGUUCGCCUACGACAGAUUUUUCUGCAAACAUGCUCUGAAGGAGGCGCAUGAAGAAGGCCCCUUGAGAUUGGCCAUUGCAGAGGCCCAGGUGGCAGGGGUGGACAGCGGCAGCCUGGCUGAGGCGGAAGCAAGGCUCAGGACCUUGACGGCGGAACGCGAGCUCCAAGACGCAGGAGUCUUGGUGGCUGCCCUCGAAUUGGCGGGCGUUGCGCAGGAGGAAGAUGCAGCCACCUACCGCGCAGCCUACGAGGAGGCCAAGGAAGCAGGCGUCGAUGAGAGGAAGCUGUCCGAGGCAGAGGAGAUCCUCUAUCGCUUGGAGCAGCCCAAGCAGGUCGAAUUGGAUGCGUCCUACUUUGACAGCAGCUUUCAAAACCUCAUGCAGCCACCGGCUUCACUUGAAGUGAAAGCAGAAGCACCCGUCUUUCCGCCCUUGCCGCCGAUCGUGGCAGUGCGUGAGAGUGAGACCAAACGAAGGAAGGCGGAGCACGGAGGUGCGUUCAGCUACACGGGACGCUAUUUAUCGAAGCUUCUGCUGGAGAAAGGCCAUUCCGUGGUGAAUCUUUCGAGUCGUUCCACACCCAUUGCAUCAUCCGGCCUCAGCAGUGAAGAAGCGCAGAGGAUCAGCACCUAUCCCUUGGAUUUUUCCAACGAACUGCUUUUGGGAAAGGCUUUGGAAGGCUCUUCCGUUCUUUGGUGCACCUAUUGGAUCCGCUUCGAGCGCGGCGACACCUUCGCCGCCGCCGCCCAGCGCUGUGCUCGUCUCUUCGAAGUGGCUCGGCAAGCUGGUGUGCAGCGCAUCGUGUUCACCUCGCACACGCACUCCACAGUGGAUUCGCCCUUCAGCUACAUCGCUGGCAAGGCCCAAGCAGUCGAGGCGCUCCGGAGCUUGGACGUGUCCUACGCCGUAGCGCGGCCUUGUGGCAUCUUCGGGGACACGGCGCAGGAGUCGAUUUUGAUGAAUAACGCCGCCUGGGUUUUGCGGCGAAGUCCACUCUUUUUGCUGGCGGGUGAUGGGCAACAACGAUUUCAGCCAAUCCAUGUGAGAGAUAUGGCCCAACUUCUUCUGGAACUUGGACAGUUAGACUAUCCAUCAGGCUCCACCCCUCCCAAUGAAGAGGUGGAUGCUUGUGGUCCUGAUGCACCAACUGCGCUGGAACUCUUCAAACAUAUUGGCAGGUCUGUGGGGUCCAGAGCCAUGGUGCUUGCGCCUGGGAUUCUCUCAACAAGACUGGUCACGCAAAUGACGAAGCCUAUCAACUGGAUCACAGGAGACAUUUUGCUCGACGGUGACGACCUUGAUUUGCUCGCUUCAGGCUUAACGGUGGCCGAGAGGCCCGACGACCCCCGCAUCGCAAGCAGGCGCAGCUUGAUGACUUGGAUCCUGUGGCGCAGUUGGGUUGGUGUUCUUUGGGGUGCUUUCAUGGUAGGGCAGAGAUGA